This is a messenger RNA of Dama dama (fallow deer), 6568 nucleotides long. RefSeq names its product FER tyrosine kinase (gene FER). Lineage: Eukaryota; Metazoa; Chordata; Mammalia; Artiodactyla; Cervidae. Bases 150 to 2618 code for a protein of 822 amino acids. Gene Ontology annotation, biological process: Fc-epsilon receptor signaling pathway; cell adhesion; peptidyl-tyrosine phosphorylation. Gene Ontology annotation, molecular function: ATP binding; non-membrane spanning protein tyrosine kinase activity. The record is from RefSeq and is a predicted model, not a curated record. The transcript is spliced from 19 exons.
UUUUUUCUGUCUUACUGCAAGCAGCUUAAAAUUCUGCUCAAGAUAGUCACUAUUUCUUAACUUCUGUCAGUAUUGAAGCAUAUAAAAGAUAUGUGCUGACUAGAAGGCUCAGUUGUGUAGUGUGGAGGAUAAGACGGUGCCUUACAAACAUGGGGUUUGGGAGUGACCUGAAGAACUCACACGAAGCUGUGUUAAAAUUGCAAGACUGGGAGUUACGGUUACUGGAGACAGUGAAGAAAUUCAUGGCCCUGAGGAUAAAAAGUGAUAAAGAAUAUGCAUCUACUUUACAGAACCUUUGUAAUCAAGUUGAUAAGGAAACUACUAUCCAAAUGAAUUAUGUCGGCAAUGUAUCCAAGUCUUGGCUACUUAUGAUUCAGCAGACGGAACAGCUCAGCAGGAUCAUGAAGACGCAUGCAGAGGACCUGAAUUCUGGGCCCUUACAUAGGCUCACCAUGAUGAUCAAAGAUAAGCAGCAGGUGAAGAAGAGUUACAUAGGCGUCCACCAGCAAAUAGAGGCAGAGAUGAUCAAGGUUACAAAGACAGAAUUAGAGAAAUUAAAAACAAGCUAUAGACAAUUAAUAAAAGAAAUGAAUUCCGCCAAAGAGAAAUAUAAAGAAGCUGUAGCUAAAGGGAAAGAAACUGAAAAGGCUAAGGAACGUUAUGACAAAGCCACAAUGAAACUCCAUAUGUUGCAUAAUCAGUAUGUGUUGGCAUUGAAAGGGGCACAGCUUCAUCAGAACCAGUAUUAUGACACUACACUUCCUCUGCUUCUCGAUUCCUUACAAAAGAUGCAAGAAGAAAUGAUAAAAGCACUAAAAGGUAUAUUUGAUGAAUACAGCCAGAUAACUAGUCUUGUUACAGAGGAAAUAGUGAACGUUCAUAAAGAGAUUCAAAUGUCGGUUGAACAGAUAGACCCUAGCACAGAAUACAACAAUUUCAUAGAUGUUCAUAGAACAACAGCUGCAAAGGAGCAAGAAAUUGAGUUUGAUACUUCCUUACUAGAAGAAAAUGAAAAUCUACAGGCAAAUGAGAUUAUGUGGAAUAAUUUAACAGCAGAAAGUUUGCAAGUAAUGUUGAGAACUUUAGCAGAGGAACUAAUGCAGACACAGCAGAUGCUUUUAAAUAAGGAGGAGGCUGUGCUGGAGCUGGAGAAGAGGAUUGAGGAGUCUUCCAAGACCUAUGAAAAGAAGUCUGACAUUGUACUUCUGCUAAGCCAAAAACAGGCCCUUGAAGAGCUGAAGCAGUCAGUCCAGCAGCUGAGAUGCACCGAGGCGAAGUUUACAGCACAGAAAGAACUGCUGGAGCAAAAGGUGCAGGAAAACGACGGGAAAGAGCCGCCUCCAGUCGUCAAUUAUGAAGAAGACGCACGAUCGGUUACGUCUAUGGAAAGGAAGGAGAGGCUGUCCCGAUUUGAGUCUAUUCGUCACUCAAUUGCUGGAAUCAUUAGGUCUCCAAAAUCUGCACUGGGCUCUUCAUUCUGUGAUACGAUCCCCGUACUUGAGAAACCUCUGGCAGAACAGGACUGGUACCAUGGUGCGAUUCCCAGAAUAGAAGCGCAAGACCUGCUAAAGCAGCAAGGAGACUUCUUGGUGCGAGAGAGUCAUGGGAAACCUGGUGAAUAUGUCCUUUCUGUAUUUUCUGAUGGACAAAGGAGACACUUUAUCAUACAGUAUGUUGAUAAUAUGUAUCGUUUUGAAGGCACUGGGUUUUCAAAUAUUCCUCAACUUAUAGACCAUCACUAUACAACAAAACAGGUCAUCACUAAGAAGUCAGGUGUAAUUCUGCUGAAUCCUAUUCCUAAGGAUAAGAAGUGGGUUCUCAAUCACGAAGAUGUCACAUUGGGAGAAUUACUGGGCAAGGGAAAUUUUGGUGAAGUAUUUAAGGGCAUAUUAAAGGAUAAAACUGCUGUUGCUGUUAAAACGUGUAAAGAAGAUCUUCCUCAGGAACUGAAAAUAAAAUUCUUACAAGAAGCCAAAAUUCUCAAGCAGUAUGAUCACCCCAAUAUUGUGAAACUUAUAGGGGUCUGCACACAGAGACAGCCUAUCUACAUCAUUAUGGAACUGGUUCCAGGAGGUGAUUUCCUCACGUUCCUGAGAAAGAGGAAGGACGAUAUAAAACUCAAACAGUUAGUGAAAUUUUCAUUAGAUGUUGCUUCUGGUAUGUCCUAUCUCGAGAGUAAAAACUGUAUACACAGGGAUCUUGCUGCAAGAAACUGCCUGGUAGGUGAAAACAAUGUGCUGAAAAUCAGUGACUUUGGAAUGUCUCGUCAAGAGGAUGGUGGCGUAUAUUCGUCUUCUGGCCUGAAGCAGAUCCCCAUUAAGUGGACAGCACCAGAAGCGCUUAAUUAUGGGAGAUACAGCUCUGAGAGUGACGUGUGGAGCUUCGGCAUCCUGCUCUGGGAGACCUUCAGCCUGGGGGUCUGCCCCUACCCCGGAAUGACAAACCAGCAGGCCCGGGAACAGGUGGAAAGAGGAUACCGGAUGUCAGCCCCUCAGCACUGUCCGGAGGACAUUUUUAAAAUCAUGAUGAAGUGUUGGGAUUAUAAACCUGAAAACCGCCCCAAGUUCAGUGAACUUCAGAAAGAGCUCGCUGUCAUCAAGAAGAAGAUCACCUCCUGACGGAGCAGCGUGGCCGCGGCCUGUCCCCUCGCAGAGGAAUACUGUUCUCCUUGUUAACCAUGAGUGUAUACAGCGUUGUGUGCAGCCGUCUUCUAAGGUUACUUUUUUAUUAACUGUUUUUUAAAUAUGUGCUGUUUUAAAAAAAAAAAAGUCAAAGGCAAAGACACUGAAGCAGCCGUCCUUGCACGGGCAUUCCUGGCUCAGCCCCGCGGUCCUGGCACGUCAGCCCCAGCCUCGUGGGAGUCGACAGGCACGGGCUCAAGCGUGCAGGGAGCCCGCCCGUCUUGCCCACACCGGGACCACUGGCGCUCCGCCGGGCCGCUUUCCUCCAGGCCCGGCUCCCCGCUGCCGCCCCGGCCGCAGACCCCACUCCGUCCGUCCGUCCGUGGUCUGCGAGGCACGUCCCGACCGAAGCCGGCUUCCUGCACUGCCAGGGCAGGGGUGUGUUUGUAAACAUCACUUCACAUUGAGAACUGUUCAGACCUCCCGGGGGUUUCUUCCUUUCUCGACAGAAAUAAGCAUAAGAGCCCUCCCGUUUCCACCCUCCGAGUGAGGCUGUGGUUUCCCUCCUCUUUGUCAGAGAUGGUGGCCAGAGCCUCCUUACCGAGCUGGCAGCUGAGGCCAGGGCUUUUAGGGACCGUUUUAGACAGCUGCGACCUGUGAUGGCGAGACCCAGGUUGGAACAGUGAUCUGGAGAAGGGGCAGCUAGCACAGUCAUCCCAGAGGAGGGAAGGGAGACAGAGACUCUGCCUUCUCACCAGAGUUAUGCCUUUACACACACACACACACACACUUCAUGAUCUGAAUUCAUGAACAAGGUUCUGAGAAACAUUUUCAGUUCUUAGAUACAGCUUUCUUGGCAACCAAAAAUUGUUUAGGGACACUCCAAUGCACAAGUCCACAGACGUCACGACAUGCUUUGAAGCACCUUCAUUUGAGAGGAGACAUCUCAGAAUUCAAUUCCUUUCAUCCGUGCCAGUGUCCAGGGCUGUCCAAACUGAAUGGUCCUAGUUCAUAAACAUAGUCGUGUGUGGGCACGUGGGCACGCUCACAUACCCCUCCCCACACACACACACACAUAAUCCCCAGAAGCCAGGCAGAGUGACUGGAGUGAACGGCUCAGAGGUCAGAUGAGCAUUAUUAAGGGGGAGCCGCAGAGGUGGCCCUGCAUCGCCCCCUCUCCGUCUGUUUGCUCUCACACCGCUCCCCAGGAGCUCUCACCGCCGUGUGGAGAUGGUCAUGGGGAGAAAAUGCUGCCAAGUUUAAACUAGGGUUCUCUUGGGCUGAGUCUUGGCCGCAUCCGGGAAGCUUACCCCAGGUUCUGUAUAUAGUUGCCUCAGGAAACACGUGUGUGUAAGAGACGCUUACGCUCAGGGGUAGAUGUGGCUUGGGAGCUCUUAGCGUGUGCUCCGGCCUGUGUCCACACGCACAGCAGUGAUCAUUCGGUCUGCGCUCAGUGCAGGCGCUUACGGGAUGGAGAUGCCUCCCGCCCCGUCCACCCGCUUGCUGCCUGGGAAUACCACUGCACACAGAAUAAUGCUGAAGAAAGGGGCUGUGUGCGCGAGGUCCAUACACGUUUCAUGAGUACCACAUCCGGACGAAAAUGAAAGCAUAAUAAACUUGCCCUCAAAAAUAGUGCAAUAUACAAAGCAACUUCUCUUAAAAUCAGCUUUGUUCCCCUUCUGUCAAGUAUUAUGAGUAAAUGAAACCUUCUUUUGAUGGCAUAAACUGUGGUAAAUCACAGCCCAGACUCAAGAUUAAGACCUCUGGUCUACAGUCACUUGCCAGCUUUGAAAAGCAAGAAUAAAAUAGGGACAUUUCUGCCCUUUGCCAGUGCUUCCAAGUGCACUUCUGUAAUAUUCUUUAUUUAAAAAAAAACAAAAACAGCCUCCCAUCACUUAGCAGCCCCAAAGCUUAGCUCUCAGCAAAGAGAGAGAAUGAAGGUUUGGGCUUUAAUUUUGUGAACAAGACCUGAAGCUUAAUCUUUGCAUUCUGGUGGAAAGAACAAACACGGCUUUGAUAUUUCACUCAUCCAGGCUGUUAGAAUUUACAAUUCACAUCAUAACUCUAUGCUUAAAUUAAAGAAGCUUUUCAUAACAUCGUGACAUCUGCAGCAUUUAAAUUCUAUCUUAUUCUGUGUCCCAAAGCAGGCUGUGGUAUAGUUCAGGAUUAAUAACUUCUUUCAGGGUCAUAUCAGUUGUAUAGAAUAUUCAGUUUAAUAUAGGCACAUGCAUUAAGAAAAACUUAUGCAGACCAUUUUUUUUUUACCAUUAAUUUUGUUGUGCUUAAAGCAUAAUUUAUUCAACCCUUCUGUCACUGAUAAUUAUUGGAAUUAUGUACUUUAGGAGGCUAAUCCAUACCCAGAAAGCCCACAUGCAAAUACUCCUCUGAAUUUGCAAGUUGAUGUAGGGAAAGAAGGCUUCAGAAACAUACAAAAUAGACUUGUUUAGUAAGAAAAUGGUGGUAACCAAAACUGCCACUGGUCUAAAUGUAAUUCAGCCAGGUCACAAAUCUUUGUGUUGUGAAUGGGUUUUUCAAAUUCUGCAUCUCUUCUCCUGUCCCGUUUCUGUCGUCAUUCCUUAAAUUUAUGACUACAGAGUAGGGGGCAGGUGAGCCCAGGCAGCCAGACCCUCGCCUGCAUUUUUCUGUCUCGAGUCACCAAGGAACCUGUAUGAGAAAUAGACAGGUAGGUCAUCAUUUUUCAAGGAAAGAAAUCUUUUACUGUCGAGUAGGCAUUUACUAUCAACACAAAAAACCUAAAAUUAUUUUGUGUUCCAUGUAACCUAAGGUUACUUCCCAAAGCCAACAUUCUCUUUCUCUUCUAGGAAAUAAUAAUAAAGGGUGAAUAGGUUUAGUUUAGAUGCUCAAACCCAGAGGUUUCAUUCCAGUCCAUCCUGUCACUGGGUCCCCAGUGAAAGAUCUCAUGUAAGCACUUCUCUUUUAUCUCCCAAAUUUAAUAGUCAAUAUAGUUCUUCAUCCAUAAUUCACCAUUUUAUCACAAAUACUAUACUAUUGAAACCUCUCACUAGCAUUAUCAGUGUAGAAUACGAGUCUAAUUGUUUGAGUUUUCAGUGCAUAUUUCACAACUUUUUUCACAUAUUUGAGGGUCAUUUUUAAGAGGAAAAAAAACGUUCAGUCAUUGAAAUAGUCUUCAUUUCCUUUAAACCAGAAUACAAUUUUCUUGUGUAUGUUAAACUCAUAUGUUUCAAUUGUGCCAUAUAGUCUUACAUAAAGUUUGGCUAAUAACACUAAUAUAGCUGUAGCUUCACAACACUGGUGUGACAUGUGUCAUGAAGAAAGGGUUUUAAUUAUAUGCCACACACUGAGGGCCUUAUAGUGGGGUAAACAUAAAAAUGGCAACACAGAAAUACACGUCUAGGUCGUCAUUCAGUUACCUCGGUCACGCCACUUCCUGGUUUAUUCUGGUGAGUCGUCGGGCGCCCCAAAAAUGCACCUGAAAACCUCCCCGCGCGUGCCCCGUGGGCACUGCUCUGUGGCUGCGUGUCCUCGGAAGUGAGAGUAGUUGAUAUUUUCUAAAAAGAAGUUGUUUGCCUUAACCUUCUUUUUACACAUGCAUAUUCCCCCAUCACAAAAUUGGUGUUUUAGAUGUUUCUUAUCAACAGAAUUGACUGUCCGUAAACACUGUUCUGAGUCACAUAAAGACUAAUUUUUGUAUUUAGGAGGUCACAGCCCUCACUCAAACAGAAUAAAUGCGAAAUACAAAAGACAACAAAAGGGGCAGAUAAUUGCAAAAGACACGGUUUCUUUAUGUAUUAAUAUGUUAAUUAAGUGAAAAAGAUUUUAUAUGAAAAUGAGUUUAUAUUACAUUUCCAUUAUACUAUUAAGUUAGCAUGAAAGUUUACCGUUAAAAUAAAGUGUUACCUCUUUUAUUACUAACUCUGAUUUGCUUAUAAAUACCAGAAAUUUUUUUAUUAAAUAUUUUAGUUUUA